AUGGGUUACUUGAAAAAGUACAUCCGUGGCCUCGAAUAUGAUCAAGUCUCGGCGUCGCUCAUGUCAGGCGAGAUCACUCUGCACGCAUUCGAGCUCGAAAUCGACGCUAUACGGGAAUGGGUUGACACUAUCCUACCGUACACGACUGAAAUCACUCGAGCGUACUGCAGUAUGGCCGUUGUCAAGAUACCGUGGACUCAGAUCCGGUAUAAGCCAGUAUGCAUAACCAUACCAUCACUUGAGCUGGACUGUACAGUGCAUGAUAUGUAUGAUGAUGUUGAAUGGAACUGCAAGGUGGGUGAAGAGGGGUAG
Molecule: messenger RNA, 312 nt
Organism: Perkinsus marinus ATCC 50983
Lineage: Eukaryota; Perkinsozoa; Perkinsida; Perkinsidae
Exons: 4
Coding region: 1-312 (103 amino acids)
Source: RefSeq, a predicted model, not a curated record